Messenger RNA from Alternaria incomplexa, 1425 nucleotides. RefSeq lists its product as uncharacterized. Gene Ontology annotation, biological process: transmembrane transport. The coding region runs from base 1 to 1425 and encodes 474 amino acids. Gene Ontology annotation, molecular function: transmembrane transporter activity. Gene Ontology annotation, cellular component: fungal-type vacuole membrane. The record is from RefSeq and is a predicted model, not a curated record. The transcript has a single exon. NCBI's taxonomy places the organism in Eukaryota, Fungi, Ascomycota, Dothideomycetes, Pleosporales, Pleosporaceae.
AUGGCCAGUCAACGCGUCGACGCGAAGGAGGUUGCAGACUUGAACACUGUCAUGGGUCGCAACCUUCAGACAUGGCCUGGCGCGCGCGACAUUGAGAUACAAGAAGCCACCCUGAAUGCUGAAGCUCGCCAUCAAGAUGCAAGGCACACACACGACAAGCCAAGCCAGCCUGCUCUCGCCCGCGUACUUUCGCGUCGAUCGGCAGCUUCCUUCGACCCAGGCCCCGCUCCCGAUGGUGGCCUCACAGCUUGGACCCAAGUCCUAUGCACGCACCUAACUAUCCUGACCACCUUUGGCUUCUUCACGUCAUUCGGCGUGUAUCAGACCUACUACGAAAACACACUCGGCAUAGCUUCUUCGACCAUUUCCUGGAUUGGAUCGCUUCAGGUAUUCCUUCUCUUCUUCCUUGGCACUUUUACAGGCCGUGCUACGGACGCUGGACUUUUUCGCCCGGUCUACAUCGCUGGUGCGUGCUUUCAGCUACUCGGUAUCUUUACCUUGGCGGAGAGCAAAAGUGUUUGGCAUGUCUUUCUCUCUCAGGGCGUAUGUCUGGGAAUUGCAAAUGGGUUGCAAUUCUGUCCGUCCAUGGCCCUUGUCUCCACUUACUUUGUCAAGCGUCGUGCUUUUGCGCUGGGCUUCACAGCGCUGGGGUCCUGCACUGGGGGCGUCAUAUUCCCGGUUAUUGUGCAGCAAUGUCUCCCCAGCUUAGGCUUUCCAUGGACGAUACGCAUCAUCGGCUUUAUCAUGUUGCUCAUGAAUGCCAUCACCAUCGGCUUGUACCGUACCCGGCUCCCUCCCAGGAAAAGCGGUCCAUUGGUCGACUGGGCGAGCUUCACGGAACUGCCAUAUGCUCUGUACUGUGCUGGUGCCUUUUUCAGUUUCUGGGGGUUGUAUUUCGCUUUCUUCUACAUUGGAAGUUAUGCGCGAAAUGUUCUUGGUGCCAGUUACCAGCAAAGUAUCAAUCUGCUUCUCGUGCAAGUAUGCAUGGGGUUUAUCUUUCGCCUACUGCCGACCUACUAUGCCGACAAGGUUGGUGGGCUUAAUGUUCUUAUACCGUUCGCGUUUGUCUGUGGUAUCAUGAUGUUCGUAUGGAUUAGAAUUAACUCCAUCGUCACCCUGUACAUAUUUGCUGUCAUAUAUGGAAGCGGGAGCGCCGUUAUCCAGGCGCUUUGGCCUGCGGUAAUCGGAAGUAUGAGUCAGGAGAGAGAUCUGAAGAAGUCUGGGGUGAGGAUGGGCAUGGCCUUCACCGUGGUGAGUAUAUCGAGUUUUACAGGUCCGCCACUAGCUGGAGCGAUCAUCCAGAGCCACAAUGGCAACUACACGUAUGCGAAUGUUUGGGCGGGUCUGUCUUUCUUUGUAGGAGGGUGUCUUUUACUUGCUACUAGGGUGUCGCUGGUAGGCUGGGACUGGAAGGCAAAAGUCUAG